Molecule: messenger RNA, 1550 nt
Organism: Lactuca sativa (garden lettuce)
Lineage: Eukaryota; Viridiplantae; Streptophyta; Magnoliopsida; Asterales; Asteraceae
Product: GDSL esterase/lipase At3g26430
Molecular function (GO): hydrolase activity, acting on ester bonds
Source: RefSeq, a predicted model, not a curated record
GUGUUUUAUGUGCAAACCGGAAUCUUGAAUUCCGGCAAACCAAACAUAUAUCAAAUUUAACCGAAUUAAAUAUUAGAAAGCAAUAUAAUAAUAUAUGUAUCGAAAUUAGAAGUGUGGAAGUGAUCACGGGUCGGGUGGGCUUCAUGUCUAUUAUAUUUAGUGCUAGUUUUAGUAAUCAUACUGCUUCAGUGACUGUAUAUGUAACCCUCUUUCUUUCACCGAUAAGUUACCAUGGACCACGGUGGCCGGAAAACUCCUUUACCAAAGCCUUCUGUUGUAUGCUUACUAGUUAUACUAGCAACUCGGCUUGUAAAUGCCACUAUCAGCAAGUCCUCGUGUGAUUUUCCGGCAGUUUUCAACUUCGGCGACUCAAACUCCGAUACUGGUGGCUUGUCUGCGGCGUUUGGGCAAGCUCCUCCGCCCAAUGGAGAAACUUUCUUCCACGGUCCGGUUGGUAGGUACUCCGACGGCCGUCUAGUCAUCGAUUUUAUAGCACAGAGUUUGGGGUUACCCUACCUUAGUGCAUACCUAGAUGCUCUGGGUUCCAACUUCACCCAUGGAGCCAACUUCGCCACCGGUGGUUCCACCAUUAGACCACAAAACACGACACGUCAUCAAAGUGGUUUGAGCCCCAUCUCAUUAAAUGUUCAAUCAUAUGAAUUCAACGAUUUUCAUCUUAGAACCCAAACUAUUCGCAAAGCUGGUGGGAUAUUUAAGGAAUUACUUCCGAAACCCGAAGCAUUUUCACGUGGUUUAUACACAUUUGAUAUCGGACAAAAUGAUUUGACGGGUGGUUUGUUACUAAACUUGUCUACCCAGCAAGUUAAAGCAUCCAUUCCCGAUAUCUUAGGCCAAUUCAAAACCGUAGUUAAGAGUGUACACGAUAAAGGAGGACGAUAUUUUUGGAUACACAAUGUGGGCCCGAUUGGGUGUCUACCAUACGUGUUGGAACAUUUACCAAUCACAGCCCAACAAAUGGAUAAAGUCGGAUGUGGUAAUCCGUUUAACGAAUUAGCCCAAUUUUUUAACAGUAAAUUGAAAGAUCUUGUGGACCGAUUACGUGAGGAACUACCCGAAGCUGCAAUCACCUACGUUGACAUCUAUAAAGCCAGAUACACACUCAUUAAUCAAGCAAGCAAAUAUGGAUUUGAGCAUCCACUUAGAGCUUGUUGUGGGCAUGGCGGGAAGUACAACUACAACACACACGUUGGAUGUGGAGGGGAGGUCAAAUCAUGUAAAGAUCCUUCGGUUAUGAUCAUAUGGGAUGGGAUUCAUUAUACUGAAGCUGCCAAUAGAUGGGUUUUCGAUCAUAUUGCAAACGGGUCAUUUUCUGACCCAUCACUCCCGUUACAAAUGGCUUGCCAUAGGAAUUCAGAUCAAUAAAAUUGUACAAGCACGGCUCUAAUAAUAACUAAUAAGUGCCUGUUUGGUAGGAUAGGAUAUCGGAUAGAAUAAAUGACAUUUUAUGAUCGGUUUCAAUGGCCGAAUGGAAUAACCUUUCAUACCAAUAUUUUGAUAUGACAUGUAAAUACGAUUUAUAAUUUUAGUUA